Penicillium lagena is the source of this 1308-nucleotide messenger RNA. RefSeq names its product tRNA dimethylallyltransferase. Lineage: Eukaryota; Fungi; Ascomycota; Eurotiomycetes; Eurotiales; Aspergillaceae. Gene Ontology annotation, cellular component: mitochondrion. Gene Ontology annotation, biological process: tRNA modification. The coding region runs from base 1 to 1308 and encodes 435 amino acids. The transcript has a single exon. The record is from RefSeq and is a predicted model, not a curated record. Gene Ontology annotation, molecular function: ATP binding; tRNA dimethylallyltransferase activity.
AUGCAGAUGUACCGCGGCUUGCCCAUCAUCACCAACCAGAUCCCUACCGAGGAGCGAAAUGGCAUUCCACACCACCUGAUUAGCUGUGUCGACCUGGAUACCGAGGCGUGGCGGAUUGGGACAUUCAAAAAGGAGGCACUCCGAUUAAUUCAGGACAUUCGUUUGCGCGGCAAACUUCCCAUCCUCGUCGGCGGCACCCACUAUUAUACUCAGGCGGUGUUGUUCAAGGAGCAGCUGGUGGACAGGGAGAAGACGGAGGAAGGAGAAGAAGAGGAAGAGAAAGCAGAGGAGCCAUCAACUACAGACCUGUCAUCCACUUCCGCAAAAUGGCCCAUCCUCGACGCGUCCCCGGAAAUUCAACUACAGAAACUCCGGGAGGUCGAUCCUGUCAUGGCUGGGCGAUGGCAUCCGAAGGAUACGCGCAAGAUCCGGCGGUCAUUGGAGAUUUAUUUUCAGACGGGACGACCGGCUUCUGAGAUUUAUGCGGAGCAGAAACUCAUGAAGAAGCAAGCAGUCAUGAAAGAUGAAGGACUAUUACGGUUCGAGAACACUCUCAUUUUCUGGGUUCAUGCGGAGAAGGAAGUCCUCAAUGCGCGCCUGGAUGCGCGCGUCGAUGAUAUGGUCAAGCAGGGCUUGAUGUCCGAGGCCCAAAAAAUGUCUGAUUAUCUCCAGGAUAAAGAAUCACAAGGCAUCACGAUCGACCAGACACGGGGAGUCUGGGUAUCGAUCGGAUUUAAGGAACUGGCACCUUACUUCGCGGCUCUCCGCCAACCAGAUGCAAGCGAAAAGGACCUGGAACACACAAAACAGUCCUGUAUCGAAUUCAUCCGAAUUGCCACUCGCCAGUACGGUGUAUCACAAAUCAAAUGGAUCCGAAACAAGCUCUGGCGCGCGCUCUCUGAAGCCGGCGUGAUGCAUCGUCUCUACAUUCUGGAUAGCAGCGAUGUCAGCGAGUGGGAGAAAUGCGUUGCCCAACCAUCGGAGAACAUUGUCCAAUCAAUGCUCGACAACCAGCCUACCCCGGAUCCCAAAUCACUGUCAGAGCUAGCGAGCACUGUGCUCGGAGCUAGGGAGGAACAGAUGCGAGCAAAAGAUACUGAUGAACCUAUAAAGUGCUUCACCUGUGAUGUGUGUCGCAAGACUAUGACUGGAGAAGAGCAGUGGCAGAUUCACUUGCGCGGUCAUGGACAUAAGAGGGCUCUUAAGGCUGCGGCAAAAAGAGCUGAACGGGAUGCGUAUUUGCGGCGACGCGAAGAAGAGGAGCAGGCCCAAAGUGGGGAUCCUGAUGUAAAAGAAAAUGUUCAUUGA